Messenger RNA from Rana temporaria (common frog), 1977 nucleotides. RefSeq names its product tRNA methyltransferase 11 homolog (gene TRMT11). Gene Ontology annotation, molecular function: nucleic acid binding. The coding region runs from base 37 to 1497 and encodes 486 amino acids. NCBI's taxonomy places the organism in Eukaryota, Metazoa, Chordata, Amphibia, Anura, Ranidae. Gene Ontology annotation, cellular component: cytoplasm. The transcript has 13 exons. Gene Ontology annotation, biological process: methylation. The record is from RefSeq and is a predicted model, not a curated record.
UUCCUGCACCCUCCUGUCGUGACGUCACCGGGGAAGAUGGCGCUGUCCUGUAAGAGCGGUGCUGCAUUGAAGAAGUAUCUGCUGCUGCUGGCUCAGGAGAACUGCGAGUUCCGGCUGCCGGAAAUCCACUCUUUAAUCUCUCUUUAUGGGGGGAAUUUUAGUAAUAUUCCAGAUGACCCUCAAAAGUCUCCAUUCUGUGUGCUCAAUAUCCCUUGUGAGGAAUUGGCAAGAAAAAUAAUGAAGAGGACGGUUUGUGCAAAAUCUCUGUUUGAGCUGUGGGGUCAUGGUAGAAGUUUAACAGAACUAAAGCAAUCCAUCCAGAGCUAUCAUUCGGAAAGGAUGGUACCUUAUCUUCAACCUAACUCAACGUACAAAAUCAGCAUUCACAGUUUUAAUAAGACCUUAACACAGACAGAAAAACUUGUGAAGAUUGAUGGGAUGGAAUUCAUACCAUUUAAAGGAAGAGUGAGUUUACAGAAUGCAGAACAUAUAUUCUAUGUGUUGGAGGAUUAUGGUCAAGACCCAAACAAUGCAUCUGAAUUCCCAUUGCAGAUCUACUUUGGCCGGUGGAUUGCAGAUGGACAGCGGGAAUUAAUCAACUCGUACAGUGUAAAAAAACGUCACUUUAUUGGAAACACGAGUAUGGAGGCCGGCCUGUCCUUCAUUAUGGCUAACCAUGCAAGAGUUAAGCCUAAUGAUUUAGUGUUCGAUCCAUUUGUUGGCACUGGUGGUCUUUUGGUACCUUGUGCUCACUUUGGUGCUUAUGUAUGUGGCACGGAAAUUGAUUACAACACAACGCAUGGUCGAGGUAAAGCUACCAGGAUGAACCAGAAGUGGCGUGGGCCCGAUGAGAACAUAAAGGCCAACCUACGACAGUAUGGCUUAGAAGAACACUACCUUGAUGUCCUUGUAUCUGAUGCAUCUAAACCCAUCUGGAGAAAAGGGCCAUUAUUUGAUGCCAUCAUCACAGACCCUCCUUAUGGCAUUCGAGAGUCUACAAGAAAAACUGGCACACAGAAGGAAAUCAUAAAGACUGAACAGUACCCUGAAGGUCACGUUCCUGUUCAAUUAAAUUAUCAUCUGAGUGAUAUCUUCUUGGACCUGUUGAACUUUGCAGCCGAGUUUCUUGUUGUAGGAGGAAGAUUAGUCUAUUGGUUACCUGUGUACCGUCCAGAAUAUACAGACGAGGCUGUACCCCGGCACCCAUGCCUGAAACUUAUUAGCAACUGUGAACAGAUGCUUUCCAGCCACACGUCUCGCCGCCUCAUAACAAUGGAAAAGGUGAAGGAGUUUGAGGAACAAGAUCACAAUGCUCAUCUUUCGGAUGAACAGUAUUUACCAUACCAUGGUCACAACUCUUUCCGUGAAAAGUAUUUUAGUGGAUUAACAAAAAGAAUUGCAAGAGAAGAAAAAGCCAAAUUGGGAGAGAAUUCCACAGAUUGCAGAUCUACCCAAGUGCCACAUAAUGCUACCAAACGGCAAUCGACCAACCAAUAAAAGUGUUUUUAAGUGCAGGAAAGCUCAAUAAUAUAGUCAGUGACUUGACAAUCCUGACUGAUAUGUAUAGAACUCUUGCUGUCUGCUGGAUUGGCACACAGUGCAGUAUUAAGGGAAUAAGACUUUGUUCUGUGACAAAUGUAAGAUUUUUUUAAUGCUUAGCAGGUAACAGAAGCUAAAUUCCCAGAAUUUUUGUUUUAAUGUAAAAGAUUUGACAGUUAUGUGCAGUUCACAUACUGAAUAUGUUAAUUUACCUCUCAAAAGACGUAAAGUAUAUACCACUCUUGCAGGUAAAUUGGAAUAACACCUACUUUAUAUUUGUUACAUGUUCCCAUUCACAUAACAUAAUUUAAACAAUAUUUAAAAUUACUGCUUACCUUUUUACUUAAAUGAAAACUAUACUGGCCUUAAAUCCAGCGAAGCGUCAUCCCAGGAACUUCCUGCCUUGCCGCUGACAUCUUGGGGUGGCUGGCUUCCUGG